This is a messenger RNA of Clonostachys rhizophaga, 1380 nucleotides long. The record is from the annotation of a GenBank genome assembly. Lineage: Eukaryota; Fungi; Ascomycota; Sordariomycetes; Hypocreales; Bionectriaceae.
AUGACGACGAUCAAAAAGCGAGAGCGGGCGGUGCUGGGGACCGUCUCUUUCAUGCGCCCUAUGGUCACAGACACCAACACUGGGACGAAGGGUUUGAAUAAGAAGGAGACGUCUCCCAAAUCCAGGCGUGAACAGGUUCUCAAGGCCCAAAGAGGUCAUCGGCAGCGAUCAAAAGAUUACAUGGAUGCUCUCGAGAAGGAAGUGCUCAAGCUCCGAAUUGAAGCAGCGCAGUUCCGUAAGGAGGGACAACGCAAUGGAGAGGCAGCUAGUCAUUGGAAGGAUUGCCUUGCUGCUGUUAUCGGUCCUCCACGGCCUCAAUCCUUGACGACAAGUAACUUGAUCAUGUUACGGGCUCCCGGCCAUUUCAUUUGGGCAGUCGAGAAGACGGCGAGGGCUUCGGCUGCAUUGCUACCGAUACAGGCUGAGUCUGAACUGUCGAAUAUGGCACAAAUGCCAAUCCAUGCACUCCAAAUGGGAAUACCGAGGCCGAUCGAUACAUAUCGUGGUCUGGAGGUCCGACUGCUACAUCAUUUCUGUCAAUUUGUGAUGCCAUCUCUUGAAAUCACCGAGUCGUCAAAUUAUGGAUACGCCCAGCAUGUAAUCCCGUUGGCCAUGAACAAUCAAAUGGUUCGACAUGCCAUCCUAGCUGCGUCGGCUGGCCAUCUCGAGAUAACCCAAGCGAGCAAAGUGCCUCUUGGCGCCCUGGAAUACAGGUCGGCGGCUAUAUCAGGCUUAAGAGAGGCGUCCCACCAUUCUCCCUCAGACCCAUUGUCUCGCCUUUCCAUUUUGGCCACAAUCCUCGGGCUGCUGGUAGACGACAUGAUAUCCGGGCACCAAGAUUUCCAAACCUUGAUCGGUCUGGCCAACUCAUGGGAUCAACUGAGUCUUCCUCUAGGAAGCACCUCAAGCGAGGUUGACUCUCGCGAAUUUCUCCAGGACCAAAUUCAAGUAAUGAGGACCUUGAUCCAUCCCAUAUAUCACUUCCAGACGUCCCUUCAAACCGGAGAGGGCUCAGACCCUGGAUCCCGGACAAAGAAAAUCAGCGAGAUCUUCGUGAAAAUUGACACAGCGACAACCCUGGCCUGCGAGAUCCAUUCUCUAGCAUCAACACGGAUCUUUGAGCAGGGUGUAGACGAAACUACCGCUGAAAAUGCCCUUAAGAGAUUAGAUGAUCUUUUGGACGGAUUGAGAACCAUUGUUAGCAGCAUUCCGCCUUUUUCACUUGGCGAGAAUGGACUUGUAUGGGUGUGUUCGAUUGCGGCAUCGACCAGCCAAAAAGAGCAUCAUAAGGCAUUCUUCGCCUCUCAUUUAGCCCAAUUACUACGUCGCACUGGGCAUCCGGAUAUCAAAGGCGUUCUCUCUUCUAUGAAUGUGCUUUGA